AUGGCGGUGGAGCGCGAUGAGGACGUGGCUUCGGCCACGGCCAACAGGAAGAAGCGGGCGGCGUCCAGGCCUGUCCCGAACGCAGGGGAGGCGACGGCUUGCCCGGGCUCCUCGCCGCGAUUCCGCGGCGUGCACCUGAGGUGCCCCGGGAAGUACACGGUGCAGCAGCAAUUCGCCGGGGAGGCUGCCAGACCGUACGACGCGGCGGCCAUCAGACUCCACGGCGCGGCCGCGAUGACCAACUUCGAGCAGCAUCCUGCGACUGCUGCGACGAGGCGUCGCCCGGGGCUCUUCGGCGUGCACGGGACCCCGAGCGGAGAGCACAAGGCGCAGAUCUGGACCCGCACCGCCGCCGAGGAGGCCGACGAGGUGGCAGCCAUCGGGCUGCACGGCGCGGCGGCGGCCUUCACCGACCCCGACCGUCACGGCGACGACGGGGGUGCGCCGCCCCCGCGCGUGUCCUGCGAGGGCGAGGCGCCGGGGGACGCCGCGAAAAAUAAGAAGGGGAGGGCUGCGCCCAGGUCGGGGUUCCGCGGCGUGUACCGUCAUCCCCGGAGCGGCAGGUACUCCGCGCAGAUCCGGGACCCGGAGCGGCGAGCCAAGCUGUACUGGCUCGGCAGCUUCGCCACGGGCGAGGAGGCCGCGAGAGCCCAUGACGCGGCGGCUGUCACGCUGUACGGCUCCAAGGCCGUGACCAACUACGAGCAACCGCGCACGGCUGCCAUCGACGGCGAGGAGUCGCCCAUGGACCACUUCCCGGAGCUGCGCUCGAACAUUCGGGCCUGGAGGAAGGAGGUGGCGGCAUCGGGCACUCGGUCGGGGCACGUCGGCGUGCACCGGUAUCGCGGGAAGUACUCGGCGCAGAUCUGGGACCCGGUGCGGCGAGCCGACCAGUGGCUCCGCACCUUCGGCGCCGCCGAGGACAUCUUCGGAGCAUACGACUCAGCGGCUGUCAGGAUGCACGGUGCGGCAGCCGAAACCAACUUCAAGCAACCACGCUCGGCCGCCGCUGCGGAUGACGGUGAGGUGUCGGCCAUGAACCUCAACGAAUUCGUGGAGCCGCCAGCGCUUGGCUUCUUCCCGGACAGCAUCACCCCAGAUGGACAGCUCGACGAUCUCUUGACCGGCUUGCCCCCGGUGGAGUUGCAGCAGGUGGAUGAGCUCCUCGAGGAGAUGGGCUUCACCAACAUGGUGGCUUAACAUACAGGUGCUCCUACAUAUGCAUGAAAAUGUUCAGGCAACACUAUGCAUGCUUUUGGUAUGGUUCAUGAAUCAUGAUCUCAGUUUGAUAGUGGACGUCUGUGUCUGACCUGAUUGUGCUCUGUUAUUAUCAAGUCUUGCAAAGGGAAUUGACAGUAGACGCAAAGCUCCAACAUCGUAAUCAGGUCUUACUAAUUUUCAAUGUCAAUUAAUUUAUUCUUACAAUGUCUUAGGUUUAUAAUGUUGGAUUCACCAGAAAAAUAAUGUUGAAUUCAGCAGGAAAA
This is a messenger RNA of Hordeum vulgare subsp. vulgare (domesticated barley), 1484 nucleotides long. RefSeq names its product AP2-like ethylene-responsive transcription factor BBM1. Gene Ontology annotation, biological process: regulation of DNA-templated transcription. NCBI's taxonomy places the organism in Eukaryota, Viridiplantae, Streptophyta, Magnoliopsida, Poales, Poaceae. Gene Ontology annotation, molecular function: DNA-binding transcription factor activity; DNA binding. The transcript has a single exon. The record is from RefSeq and is a predicted model, not a curated record. The coding region runs from base 1 to 1200 and encodes 399 amino acids.